Molecule: messenger RNA, 1371 nt
Organism: Syngnathus typhle (broad-nosed pipefish)
Lineage: Eukaryota; Metazoa; Chordata; Actinopteri; Syngnathiformes; Syngnathidae
Gene: zfand1
Product: zinc finger, AN1-type domain 1
Exons: 8
Coding region: 361-1167 (268 amino acids)
Biological process (GO): cytoplasmic stress granule disassembly
Cellular component (GO): cytoplasm; cytoplasmic stress granule
Molecular function (GO): zinc ion binding
Source: RefSeq, a predicted model, not a curated record
GAUUUUUUUUUAUUCAAAUAUACUCCUAGCUAUUAUGGUGCGGUAUUCGAAGGAAGGUUUGUCGAUAGACGAUCAACUGGAGCAAUAAUUAAAUUACUGUUUAACUAUAAUCCAAAAAUGUGCGACAUCGAAUUUCACUUCCGGGGUAAUCCACAAACAAGAUUUAUUUAUUCAAAUAUAUAUUUAACUGUAUUCUUUAAUUAUUAUCAAAGGAGUGAUUCGUGAUUAUCCUUAAUAAAAUACACUUCUAAAUUGUGAGAAAAUUGUUGUAAAACUUCACUUUCGUGUUUUCAGUUAAAUUUCAAUUCCGGGGUCAAAUCUUUGUUGACAUUCUUGUUGAAGAAGCUCACUGCUAAGCUAAUGGCAGAGUUAGACAUCGGAAAGCACUGUCAAAUAGAUUCUUGUCACCAACAAGAUUUCCUUCCAUUUGUUUGUGAUUCCUGCAAUGGAGUCUACUGUCUUGAACACAGAAGCAGAGAGGCUCACUCAUGUUCUCAGGAGCCCGCGAGAAGAGAACCCCAAACUGCGGGCGGCAGCUCAAGUUAUCCGUGCUCCGUUGAGGACUGCAAGGGGAAAGAACUCCUUCCUGUUGUCUGUCCGCAGUGUCAGAAACACUUCUGUUUGGCCCAUCGUCAUCAAGAUGAUCAUAAGUGUGAGAAGCUGGAGGUGCAAAAGCCACGCAUGGCAGCCACCAAGGAGCUGGUGCAAAGAAUUCUGGAGUCAAAGGAUGGUUCUAAAAGCAAAGGCCGUAAGGGGGCAAAGAACAGCGCUACAGCAGCCAAGGUAGCUUUGAUGAAACUCAAGCUCCAUGCAGCAGGAGACAAGAGUUUACCACAGACCGAACGAAUCUACUUUCAAGUGUAUCUUCCGAAAGGCUAUCAGGCAGCCAGUCAGCCGAUGUUCUUCUGCUCCAAAUGGAGCGUGGGGAAGGUGGUGGAUUACGCCGCCUCACUCGCUUCCCUCAAGAACAACAAUAACGUGCUCGUAGCUCAGUUGCGCCUCUGCCAUCCCGAAACGGGGAAGUGUCUCCGUAUGGACGACAGCCUGCACACGCUGCUGAGCAGUCCGGAAGACCCGCUGCACAACGGGGGGAACGUGAUCCUUGAGUACCUGGACAACAAGAGCACUGGCGUGGAGGAUGUUUCAAACUAUGUUAAAUUGAAAUGAGUGAAUGACUUGAUAAAACGCAAGUUUCACAAAGAAUGUGUGCACAUUUGUUGCUCUUGGGUACCUUAUUAUGAGUAGGGCUAUCAGGGGAGUAUUGUUAUCUAUUGGGGGAGAGCUGUUUAUCAAUUAGAAAGCAAAACUUUAUUAGUCACACAAAUGGAAUAUUUGCAGUGUUUUACCAGCAAGUAAAUUUUAUAACUUGUU